CGGCAAGGGUUGUGGAAAAAAUAAGUAGUAGUCAUGAUAUUUAUCUAGCCAAUCUACAAAUGACAGACACAUAUCAAAUUAUACAUAGUACAUUACCCAUGUCAGGGCUCAAGAAGAAUUUUCGAGGUAUUGUGCAGCUCUUUUUUGAUAGACAGGAAUAUUUUAUCUUGUCCGCAAACCCAUCGUGAAGAGCCUGCUGAGUGACGUGAUCAAGUGGUGUUGGCACCUUUGUGCCAUCUCAUUUCAAGUCCCUGAGGAACUUUAAUACAGUAGAAGAUGAACGGCCUGUCCAUUAGAGAGCUAUGCUGCCUGUUCUGCUGCCCUCCUUGCCCCAGCCGCAUUGCAGCCAAGCUGGCCUUCCUCCCUCCAGAGCCCACCUACUCAAUGCUGCCAGACCCAGAGGCUACAGCUGCGGCAGCAGCCGGGACCACGCCUGGGGGUGCACCCCCCUCUCUGGGGGCUCCGGGCCUGCGCUCCCGGCUGGGUGGCGGAGGGGGAGACAGAGGAGGGGGAGGAGGAGAGGGCAGGUGGAAGCUCCACCUGACAGAGAGGGCAGAGUUCCAGUACACUCAGAGAGAGCUGGACAUGACGGACGUGUUCCUGACAAGGUCUAGCCGGGGGAACAGGGUGGGCUGCAUGUACAUCCGCUGUGCCCCCAAUGCCAGGUUCACAUUGCUAUUCUCCCAUGGUAAUGCAGUAGACUUGGGUCAGAUGAGUAGCUUCUACAUUGGCCUGGGCACGCGUAUCAACUGUAACAUCUUCUCCUACGACUACUCUGGCUAUGGUGUCAGCACUGGCAAACCCUCAGAGAAGAACCUCUACGCUGACAUAGACGCUGCCUGGCACGCCCUACGCUCCCGGUAUGGCAUCAGCCCAGAGAACAUCAUCCUGUAUGGGCAGAGUAUUGGCACGGUACCCACGGUGGACCUGGCGUCCAGGUUUGAGUGUGCUGCUGUGGUGCUCCACUCCCCUCUCACCUCUGGCAUGAGGGUGGCCUUCCCUGACACCAAGAAGACCUACUGCUUUGAUGCCUUCCCCAACAUAGAGAAGGUGUCUAAGAUCCCAUCCCCGGUGCUGAUCAUCCACGGGACGGAGGACGAGGUGAUCGACUUCUCCCACGGCCUGGCUCUGUUUGAGCGCUGUCCCAAGGCCGUGGAGCCACUUUGGGUGGAGGGGGCGGGACACAACGACAUAGAGCUCUACAGCCAAUACCUGGAGAGACUACGACGCUUCAUCAACCAAGACCUGGCUGCAGCACACGCCUGAGAGAGGAGGAGAGGGUGUGUGUGUGUGUCUGUGUGUGUUUUAGCUCUGUGUGUGUGUCUGUAAGGAGCUAUACAAAGUCAUCAACCUACAGUACCUGAAGAGGAGCAUCCAGUAUGCUGUAAAUCUGUGAGUGCGUUGAGAGUAUGUGUGUUGACUCAUGGAAAUGAAUGACCUCUUGAUCUGGACACGACUGUCCGACUUUGGGUACGUGUUCCUUGAGACUUCCUGAGGCUGAAUAUGUGUGCGCACCUACAAACUGUCUUCUCUGUGUACAUACAAGUAACUGACGAAAUAAAGGAAACAUCAACAACGUGUCUUAAUAGGGCUUGGGCCACCACGAGCCGCCAGAACAGCUUCAAUGCGCCUUGGCCGAGAUUCUACAAGUGUCUGGAACACACAACCACAACCCCUUUUUAA
This is a messenger RNA of Salvelinus namaycush (lake trout), 1683 nucleotides long. Its product is annotated as alpha/beta hydrolase domain-containing protein 17A-like. Gene Ontology annotation, biological process: protein depalmitoylation. Gene Ontology annotation, molecular function: palmitoyl-(protein) hydrolase activity. Gene Ontology annotation, cellular component: plasma membrane; endosome membrane. The transcript has 6 exons. Lineage: Eukaryota; Metazoa; Chordata; Actinopteri; Salmoniformes; Salmonidae. The record is from RefSeq and is a predicted model, not a curated record. Bases 277 to 1266 code for a protein of 329 amino acids.